AUGGACGUGAUGGAGAUGAGGGAGGCUCUGGGAGUUGAGCUGCUGUGUGGACAUAACACGGACAAUCUGGAGCCUCCAUCCAAUGUGGUGCGAGUGUUCAUCAGCUCCACAAUCUCAGAUCUUAACAGUGAACGAAAUGCAUUUUGGGAAAAAGCCUAUCCUGAGUUACAAAGCUACUGUCAAAGUCUUGGCCUGGUCUUUGAGGUUGUGGAUUUCCGCUGGGGUUUGUGGGAUUUGAUCACUGUUGAUCACAUAACAACUGAACUGUGUCUUCAGGAGAUACAAUCAUGUCAGAAAGUGUCGCUUGGACCUAGUUUUAUUGCUUUGGUUGGCAGUCAGUAUGGACACAGACCCAUUCCACACCUCAUGUCAGAGCCUGAGUUUGAGUUACUGCUCUAUAAACUUUCUCAGGACCAAGAAGGCUUGACAGUACUUAAGAAAUGGUUCAUUAAAGAUGAUAACUCAGUACCACCAAAAUAUGUGCUUCAGCCAAUCACCACACACUAUCCUCAUUAUAAUGAUACAAAGCCUGAGGCUAGCCCACAGCAUGAUGCUGACACUUUGUCUUGGAAUCUCACUGAAGCUCGAUUAUUGCAGCUGUUAUGCAGAGCUGCGCUGCAAGCCGAGAAGGAUGGGGACUUUAGUGCAGAGCAGAAGCACAAGUUCUUCAAGUCAAUGAUGGAAUGGGAGAUGGAGCAGAGUUUUCUCACAAUUCAAGACCAGGGCAAGCCUUCGCCUGUCAUCUUUGUCAGGGAACUACCUCAUUUGAAGAAAGGUGAAAGCCAUAAGCAUGCAAAGUUGGUGGAUGUCACAGCUGAUGGUCUCUUUGACACCGAAGCUCAGAAACUGUUGACCAAUCUCAAACAGCGUAUCUCUAGUGCCUGUUCAAGUCAUCUCACCUUAGAACUCAGUAAAAAUGCUAUGGAUGUGAAUCGUAAGGAGCACAAGGUGUAUCUGGAGAGAUUCUGUGAACAGAUUGUAUGUCAGAUAAAAGAGAGGAUUGCCAAGCAAACUGCUCCAUCAACAGGGCCAAGGUGGCUGUGGAUUCAACAGGAGCUUGUUCAUCAUGCAAAGCUAAGUAAGGACAAGUGUGCUAUUUUUAUUGGAAGAGAUGGUCCACUGGCAAAGCUCUGCCUCACAAUGUGGGAGUCGACAAGCAUACAACAUGCACCACUUGUAGUCUAUGGGCCUCCAGGAAUCGGUAAGACUGCUCUGCUGUGUAAACUGGCCCAGGAGAUGCGGACAGUUCUCGAUCCACAAGCUGUGGUUGUUCUCCGGCUUCUUGGAACAUCUCCAAUCAGCUCAGAUGUCGAUUCUGUCCUAAAGGGGAUUUGUUUACAGGUUUGUGGAGCUUUGGGACUGGCAACUCCCUGCCCUGAGAUUGCAAACACACAUGAGAAGUUGGUAAGGUUCUUCCAUGCCAUGCUACAGAAAGUGUCUGAAGAUGGAGAAACAUUAGUUCUCAUCCUGGACUCCUUGGAUGACCUCUCAUGGGCCAACAAUGCCCAUAAAUUGCACUGGAUACCUAAAGAAAUUCCUCCUAAUGUACAUUUGGUAGUGUCGACCCUAUAUGACGGGUCUCGUUUGAAGAGAUUAAAAGCUCUAGUUGGUGAUGAUAAAUUUUUCUUCGAAGUAGAACCACUGAAUUGGGAUCAAGGGCAGGACAUCAUUAAUGCCUGUCUGAAUGUUGCUGGAAGAAGACUUACGUCUGAACAAAUAAAUGCAAUCACUAGCAGCUUCCAAAAGAGCGGAAGUCUUUUGCAUCUGAAGCUAAUGUUGGACAUGGCAAAGCAGUGGUCAUCCUACACCUCCAUGUCUGAUAUUCACCUUGGCAGCUCGGCACAGGAAGUGAUCUCAUUGUUUCUCCAAACACUGGAAAAAAAACAUGGAGAGAAGCUUGUCCGCCAUGUGCUUGGUUACAUUACCUUAUCAAGACGUGGCUUGUCGGAGGCAGAACUACGUGAUAUCUUGUCUGUAGAUAAUGAUGUUCUUGCAGAAGUCUACAAAAGCCGGCUCCCCCCGAGCCACACGCUCAUACGCUUUCCUCCUCUUCUUUGGGCACGUCUCAGACAUGAUCUGAGAGAUCACCUAGUGGAGCGUUGGGAAAAUGGCAUUACUGUGUUAGUGUUCUCCCGAAGGCAGUUUACUGACGUUGUGAAGGCAAAGUAUCUUUCUGUGGAGCACCGAGUUCAAAUGCACAGUAUUCUCAGUGAAUACUUUUCAGGUCAGUGGAGUCAGGGCCAGCUCAAACCCAUACUUCUGUCAUCGCUGGGGACCCAAUUGAAUGCUGACAGAAAGGUGCCGCAUCAGCCCCUAUGGUACGCUGAAGGAGUGGCCAAUCUCAGAAUGCUGCACGAGCUGCCUUAUCAUCUUAUUCACGCAGGCAAAUGGGAGGAACUGCGUCACUCGCUGCUAGGCAAUUUGGACUGGUUGUAUUGUAAGACCCUCAGCUGUGGCGUGGCCAGUGUAAUUCAGGACCUGUCACUCUGUGUUGACAUCAUAGACUGUCCUGAGAUCCAACUUAUCAGGGACUGCUUCCUGCUCCUGAAGCCUACCUUAGAUUUCAUUGAUGGAUACACAGACUUACCCCUUCUAUUCACUGAGAUCACUGCCAGGCUUCAGGCUCUGGCUCCUGUGUAUCCUUCGCUGAUUGGGCGCCUGUGCUCACAGUGCGACAGUUGGCUCACUUCCUGUACAGACCCUGUGCUUGUGCCCAAGAGUAGCUUCUUACAACCUCCUGGAGGACCUUUGAUAAACACCCUCAGUGGUUCUGCAAAAGGGAUUACUGCAGUAGAUCUUUGUUUGGAGACAGAGUUACUGAUAGCUGGAUCAGUGGAUGGAGAGUUGAUUGCAUGGGACCUAAAAUGUCUUGAGAUGCUUCAUACAAUUGAAGGACACACAGGUGCAGUGCAGUUCGUGAAGCUUGUUAAGAAAGGUGAACACUGCUUGUCUACUGGACUUGAUGGCUCCCUUAAGAAAUGGAGUCUGCUCACUGGGAAACAGCUCUACUGCAUUCCCACUCUGGUCUCGGUACAACCCUGGCCUACUGACCAGAUCCUUGUGCUUGAGUCUAAGGCAAUGGUCCUGUCCAACACACAGGGACAAGUCAAAUCAUGGCAUUUAGACACUGGAGAGCUUCUUUAUGACGUUGAUGUGAAAGGAGAGUGUUCGAUCCUUAGUGCACUGGGAGAGGAAGUGGCUGUCAUGUCCAGUGAUGGUCAAAUCUGGAUCAUUGAUUCAAACACUGGCCUAGAAAAAUCUUACUAUAAGCUCACCUUCGCUCAGGGUUUCACUGUAUCCAGUGUACUUUCACUCCACCGACAUGGAAAACUCCUCAUUGCAUCUCAGGAUUGCUCACUGAAUAUGGUCUCAGCCAGUGGCUCGCUAUCUGAUGCUGAACUUCCUGCACCCGCUUCAUUUAUGUGCACUUCAGAAGAUGAAAAUGUUCUCUUUGCAGGCUGUGACAGAACACUAGCGGUGCUACAUGUGAAUCCAGCCUCUGUGCACAAAACCCAGGAGCUCCAACAUGAAGCCACUGUCUUAUCAGCUGUUUCAUUCAGCCAAGGAAGUAAAGUCAUUACUGGAUCUCAGGAUCAAAUUAUACGGGUUUGGGGUUUAGUCACUGGACACCUCCUCGACUCCUUCAGUGGUAUGGGAUCUCCUGUCACCUUCGUAUCUACGUACAACAGCACGAUCAUCUCAGCUUCAACCAGGUCUGGUUACCUCAAACUGUGGCACCUAGACUAUGAUCCCAAACACAAAAUCCAGACCUGUAUUCCUGCCAACUGCCCCACGGUUGUAAUAUCCAAAGAUGGCAACACGGUACAUUUUAUCAGAGAUGAGGACCGAGCCAUGGUGUUCGCAUGGAACUGCGCUGAAGGUAUAUCUUCUGAUACCCUGGACGUGUGCUCAGAGGUGUGUUGCAUGGAACUGGCACAACAGAAACAGCUUCUCUUCUGUGGCCUCUGCACUGGUACCGUACUCAUCUACCCUUUAACCUUUCCCCAAGAGACCCUGUGCCUUCCUCCUCCAGAGAACCUGCCCACUGUGCGCAGCAUGGCCAUCAGUCCCAGGGAAGACAAGGUUGCUGUGGCCUAUGAGGAUGCGGUGUGCUUGUUCGAGAUCACAGCAAGAGACAACUUCCCAUGUGUCGAGGGCCCAAUCCAACACUACUCACUCUCCCUGCUUCACUCACCUGUAUCAGCAAUGGCUUUGCUGCCUGACCGUAGACUCCUGUAUGGUACUUUUGGAGGGGAGGUAGCAAUCUAUGACUUCAAGAGUGCCACAGCGGCAGAGCUAGAUCACCAUGGGGCUGCUAUCACCUGCAUUGCCCUGAGUAACUGGGAUAAACAUGCUCUGGUAGGAUCUGAAGACUGUGUCCAGAAGCUUUGGAAUUUGAGUCCUGUGCUACUGGACCAUACUAUGGAGUACAAGGGUUUCUACUUUGAGGGCAUUCUGUGUGCAGCCUUCUCUGUAAAUGAUAAGUACGUGUUUACUGGUUCUCGGGACAAAACCAUCAAAGUCUGGGACGUGUCUACAGGAUCUCUUUUAUACAUCCAGUACGUUUAUGCUGCAGUCAUCAGGAUUACACCCUACAAGGAUGGGUUUGUAGCCAUUUCACAGCUCGGCUCUAUCAUCAAAGAGGGCUUCCAUUGUCCAAACACACUGACUCCAGGCUACAACCCGCUCCGUAACUUCAGCGCUCACUAUCGCGUGACUUCACGUGAAAAGAGUCCAGAAGAUUCUCACUCUGUGACUACAGGGCUUCACGAUUACAAUCCAGCUCAGUUUAACUUCAUGAACAUACUAAACAUCAAGACUAAACAAUCCAGCACGUGUGUCCUCUUAUGAAA
This is a messenger RNA of Neoarius graeffei (lesser salmon catfish), 4853 nucleotides long. RefSeq names its product NACHT and WD repeat domain containing 1 (gene nwd1). Gene Ontology annotation, molecular function: protein binding. Lineage: Eukaryota; Metazoa; Chordata; Actinopteri; Siluriformes; Ariidae. The transcript is spliced from 19 exons. The coding region runs from base 1 to 4851 and encodes 1616 amino acids. The record is from RefSeq and is a predicted model, not a curated record.